This is a messenger RNA of Guyanagaster necrorhizus, 1062 nucleotides long. RefSeq lists its product as uncharacterized. The record is from RefSeq and is a predicted model, not a curated record. The coding region runs from base 1 to 1062 and encodes 353 amino acids. Lineage: Eukaryota; Fungi; Basidiomycota; Agaricomycetes; Agaricales; Physalacriaceae. The transcript has 8 exons.
AUGCAUCCCAACACACAUGCAGUCGAACUGACCCAUCCGGCUUCCAGCAGCACCUCUUCGUUGCCAAACUGUCCCACCGUUCACCACUCUCCCGAAAAGUCCACUAUAACCGUCGAUGCUGAAAAACAAGUCAACCCAUGGGAUAGCUACGAAGAGGAUGAAAUGCCCGAAGAGACUCAGCCGCACCUCGCUUUCUCUAUUUACCGCCGCCUAUUCUCAGUCGCAGUCUUAACGAACAUGGGUAUCUUCAUUUCGUAUGCAAUCCGCAGCUAUGAGAUUGCACUGGUCGUGGUGGCGAAUAUCUUUUUCGCUAUUCUCAUGAGGCAGGGACGCGUUAUAAACUCAAUUGCGUGCUCUGUUCCCCAAUCACUGCUGCGAGAGUGUAUCAUAAUGGAGGCAACCAUUCGGGAGCUGCUGCUGUUUGAGGGACAUUUUUGCCGAUAUUUUGGCCAUCCAAGUGACCAGGGAACUUGUUCACAGCAAACGGGAUCAAAUGCCAUGAUGUAUUCGGUCCAUGGAGUGGACGGCAACUGCAUUGGUGUGGUCGCAGGUGCAUUUGUGCCUCAUUCAGCCAUCUACGUCGUCGUCCUCACGAAUGAUUACAAGGGCGACAAGUCCCUCGGACACGCGCUGGUGCACUCUGCUCCGUGGCUCACUAUGGUCCUGAGCUGGUCCAUGAUUCUUCCGUGGACGAAACUGCAAAAGGUUCCUGCCCGUAGUGGUGUCCUCUCCAAUCGUGCCGUCCAUCUCUUCUUCGACUACUACGGUCGGCCACAUCCAGUUCCAGGCUCGUUCCAGUGGUUCUCCACAGAUCCGCUGAAUGAAUGGCAUAGUUUUGCCACCAUUGCUGCUCCCGGAGUGACGGGAUAUUUAAUCAUUAUGUCUGAAGCAGCUCUUCUGGAUGGCGCCGAAUACGUGAACAACAUUCGAGACCUGCUGGUCGAUGAUAUAUUAGCGAUAUGGUGGAUGAAUACAAGCCAGAAUAAACUGACGGAGAAGAAGGUUAUAUAUGGUCUCCGGAAUCGAGGUAUCCUUGCGUUCAGGGCGGUUUUCGACUCAUAG